GUUUUGACAAGGACACAGAAGAAGUCUGUACAGCAUUGUACCUGGAACUUAUUCAACACCUGUGCUCUGGACCAUGGUCCUUCAUAGCGUCUGCAGCAUGAGCAUCCCUGCCAGUGUGAGUGCUGAGAGCCAGCUGCAAGCCUCCUGGGGCCCCCACUACAACUGCCCAGAUGUGUCCAUGGUGACAACCGGUUAUUCGGGUCGACUGUGGUCCCAGGAUCUCCACCCGCAAUACUGGUCAAAAUAUCAGGUUUGGCAGUGGCUUCAGCAGACGAUGGACAUGCACCAGCUUGAUGCGACUUCCAUCCCAUUCCAUAACUUUGACCUGGAUGGACGGCAGCUCUGCAGCAUGACCUACCAGGACUUCAGCCACUUGGCCGGAUCUGUUGGGCCUAUCCUCUACCAGACUCUGGCCGACCUCAAGUGGACCGGUCAGUAUGGGCCCUCAGUGGACACAUUUUCACCAGGGGAUGUUAAAACAGAAUUGGAUGAUCUUCCAUGUUCAGGCUUAUCUUUCAAAGAGGAGGCCAGCUUCUACGUGCCUCCAGAGCUUUUUGAAAUUAAAACCCCAUUUCAGUCAUCUACCAUGAUGACCUCCCCAAAUCCUUCUAGUCCAGACCACAAAAGAUCCCACAAUCGUUCUCACCAAGUGAAAAAACACAAUCCCCGUGGAACCCACCUGUGGGAGUUUAUAAGGGACAUCCUGCUCAACCCAGAGAGAAAUCCAGGCCUGAUCAAGUGGGAGGACAGGACCGAAGGCGUGUUUCGCUUUUUAAAGUCUGAGGCAGUGGCACAGCUGUGGGGCAAGAAGAAAAACAAUAGCAGCAUGACCUACGAGAAGCUCAGCCGAGCCAUGAGGUAUUACUACAAGCGGGAAAUUUUAGAGCGUGUGGAUGGACGCAGGCUGGUCUACAAGUUUGGAAGGAAUGCUCGAGGAUGGCAAGAAACAGAGAAGUGAAGGAGUUCAGUCUGUGCGUCGGGCACAUGUGUAAUUACCUGCUGUCGUAAUAUGUGAAAACGUCUGAAGAUUCUUAUUUAAAGCAUUAUGGCCAUUAUGAUUUUUCACUAUGAGAAGGAUUGUGCUGUUUUCUUUCCAUGUUUUGGGAAUUUUAUGCUGUUAAUAACUGUUUUUGCUUUUUAUUUUUUCAAAGCUGCUUACAAAGACUAGUACAAUGCACUGAUCUCUCUUCACUUCCUCUGAUAUUGUUUACCUGAACAAAGAGAGAAGGAAAAAAACCACUUUUUUGACUUACCAUUGCAAUGUUUACAUAUCCGUGUAGAGAUGAAAGUUUGUCUACAUUAUGAGCCUCCGGUGUAGUUUUCCAUGUGUCUGAAAUGUUCCGUGAUGUUUCACUGAAUGUGGCCCAAUUGAAACAUUAGUUUAACACCACCGACUUGACUAGAAAUGGCAUGAAAACUUGAAAUGGCUUUAAAUGACGUUGUUGAACUAAAGAUUAAAACACAAGACACAUGUCAUAUUUUAAAUGCCAGUCUUGGUGGCAGCAGAAAUCCAGCUUCCUGUUGAUGAAGGACACAUUUAUUAGCAUGAAAAGAUGAAAUUCAUUUCCAGGCACUGAAUAAUCAUUAGCAUCAACCUGACUGUGGCUUUUCUCUCUUAAUGUUCAAGACUUAUUUAUAGUCAUUGUGUUUUCUAAUAAACCACAAAGGCCAUUGAUGUGAAAAACAUUGCUGUACAUAGUCUACACUUUAAACUAGCUGUCUUUGAGGAGUAAACAAUGUAUUUAUGCCCUACAUUUG
Electrophorus electricus (electric eel) is the source of this 1758-nucleotide messenger RNA. RefSeq names its product ets homologous factor (gene ehf). Gene Ontology annotation, biological process: regulation of transcription by RNA polymerase II; cell differentiation. Lineage: Eukaryota; Metazoa; Chordata; Actinopteri; Gymnotiformes; Gymnotidae. Gene Ontology annotation, molecular function: DNA-binding transcription factor activity, RNA polymerase II-specific; sequence-specific DNA binding. Gene Ontology annotation, cellular component: nucleus. The record is from RefSeq and is a predicted model, not a curated record.